GUUCGCCGAUGGCCGACGAGGACCUGGACCUGCUCGAGGUCAUCUUCGGGGCGACCUCGGACGCAUCGACCGAGGAUCUCGCCGCCUUUCUCGCGGCCACACCGGCCUUUGGACCCUCUCAACGCAAGCGGCGGUACCAAGAGCCCAAGGCCGAGAUCGCUUAUCUGCGCACCAAGCGCGAUGACCUUUUGGCGCAGCUGCGUGCGCUUCAGCCGCAGCAAGACGUCGCCGCGCUGUCGCCGUGGCAGGUACGCGCCACCGAGCAGGCGCAGCUUGCCCAGCGCAGUUUGCAAGAGAACGUGCGGCUCCGCGGCUACGUGCAAGACCAGCUCCGCGUGAUCGCGGCGCUCGAAAACGUACUCGCCAAGCGGCCGCGACUCGCCGCCUUUGCCUCACACGAAGCCGACCGCAGCGUUCUCGGUGCCUUGCACCGCGAAUCCACACUCGAGCAGCUUGUUCAGCGCGAGUUUGACCGGAUCGAUUCGGUGUACGUUCGCCACGGCUUGUACGGCAUGCUGGCGACCGCGACGCCAGUCCGCCGAGCAUAUGUGCAGAGCACGGACGACAUGCUGCAGCUCAGCGUUCUCACGGGCAUGAUCAUGGACUUUCCAAUGGCAGGCACGGCCGACCUCAUCUGGGCCGACAAGACGGGCGUCAAACCAAACAGCACGGUACUCGCUACGAUCCACACCGACUUGGUCUACGUCAAAGAGGUGUCGAGUGCCACGUCUCACGCCGCGGUGCCGCCGCUGGAAGCGCACAUGGCCGUGCGGCGCUACACGUUUGCAGACCGCAUCGCGAUCGUCUGGCGAUCGGUCCUCGAAGAUACCGAGUGUCCGCACGCGGCAGAAAAUUGGGUCGACAACCGGUCGGGCUGGAUUGUGGUCCACGCCACAGACGACAAGGACACGUGCUACCUGCAAGGAUACAUCACGCAGACGACUCCCAUCGUACCAGACGCGCAGCCACCGAUCGUUGGCGGUCUCUCAGAGCUCUUUCUUACUGCGUGGCAGUCCAACUUGAGCGAGUCGUGGCACAAACUAGAUGUCAAGAGCUCGCGGGCGUGGCUGAGCGACAUGCACACCAAGUAUCUCGAGGCGUCCAAGGCUGCUGAAUCUUCUACGUCAUAAGUCGGUGCCCUUCCUACGAGUUCUUCAGUUGUACA
Molecule: messenger RNA, 1165 nt
Organism: Saprolegnia diclina VS20
Lineage: Eukaryota; Oomycota; Saprolegniomycetes; Saprolegniales; Saprolegniaceae
Exons: 4
Coding region: 9-1130 (373 amino acids)
Source: RefSeq, a predicted model, not a curated record